AAAUAGAUUAGAGACUACAGACAGAGAGAAAGAGAGAAGAUAGCCAUGGCAAUGAAGUCAGUUUCUACCUUGGCCGUUUUUGUCAUCCUCUUUUUGGUUAUCUUUGAAAUGCCAGAGAUAAAAGCGCAAGAUAGCAAGUGUCUGAAAGAAUAUGGCGGUAAUGUCGGUUUCAGUUAUUGUGCGCCUCGGAUAUUUCCUUCGUUCUGCUAUCGAAACUGCCGUAAGAAUAAGGGUGCGAAGGGAGGUAGAUGCCGUUCGGGAGGGGCAGGAGCUGGUGGUAUGAUAUGUUUAUGCGACUACUGCAGCGACAAACCUUAAAUCAGAUCGUUAAACGCUUUGACUUCAAACGCAGAAGCAAACGCAGGAACAGUUGCUAUGUGUUUGAAUCUUGUAUGUGUCAUAGUUUGUGACUUUGUGUAAUAAUAAAGGUGGAUGGUCCACCAAGUAAUAAUCUUGUAUUUGCCCU
Arabidopsis arenosa is the source of this 466-nucleotide messenger RNA. The record is from the annotation of a GenBank genome assembly. Lineage: Eukaryota; Viridiplantae; Streptophyta; Magnoliopsida; Brassicales; Brassicaceae.